Herpailurus yagouaroundi (jaguarundi) is the source of this 3178-nucleotide messenger RNA. It is a transcript of the gene DGCR8, whose product is annotated as DGCR8 microprocessor complex subunit. Gene Ontology annotation, cellular component: microprocessor complex. Gene Ontology annotation, molecular function: double-stranded RNA binding; heme binding; primary miRNA binding. The transcript is spliced from 15 exons. Gene Ontology annotation, biological process: primary miRNA processing. The coding region runs from base 765 to 3086 and encodes 773 amino acids. Lineage: Eukaryota; Metazoa; Chordata; Mammalia; Carnivora; Felidae. The record is from RefSeq and is a predicted model, not a curated record.
CUCGCCCCGCGCGGCAGGCGGGUCCCGCCGACCGGAGAGAGCUUGGGCGGCCUUUCUAGAUAGCGGUAUCCGUGGCGGUAGCGGCCAGGCCGUGAGGGUCUCCCUGCUUUGGUCGGGCUGCGGGCAGCUCGGGCAGGCCGCGGGUGCUGGAGGAUGGAGCCAGGCCCCAGAUGGCACCCAGGACUUCCUGUGCCUUGGCUCCAGCUGUCUCCUGAGGCUCCCCCGACCGACCCUGGCCAGGUUCCCUUCCCCACAGCCACCACCCCCUCCUCUACUGGGAACAGAACCAUGCCACCUCUGGCGACCUCAGCACGCUGCAUCACUGUCCCGGUCCACGUGCCACCUUGUGGGCCCAGGAGAGCCCUGGGGUCCCUGGGUAGCAGAGCGCCUGGCCGUAUCUCUGAGGCCCUAGUGCCGCAGAGUUGAGCUGAGGGUCUCGCACUCGCACUCGCACUCGCCCUCUGACUGACCCAGCCCUAGCAGGUGGAAGAAGAAAGGUGCCACUUUGGCAUGAAGACAGACUCGCUUAGUCGUCAGUCAUUUAAGCUGAGUGCAUUGUGAUUUCCAAUAAUUGAGGCAGUGGUUCUAAAAGCUGUCUACAUUAAUGAAAAGAGCAAUGUGGCCAGCUUGACUAAGCCGCCAGCGUGUGCAGCGCGGGCAGGACGGUACCCGGGUCUCAACGGACUUGUGCAUGUUAGCUGUAUAGAUUUAUGUAAGGUUUUUUAAAACUCUGGUCUUUUAAAAUAGUCUUAACCACUUUUACUAUGGAGACAUAUGAGAGUCCCUCUCCUCUCCCGCGUGAGCCCGCAGGAGAAGCAGUGAUGGAGAACCGAGCUUGCCCCCUCCAAGCGCUGCCCCGUGAACAGUCUCCACCACCUCCCCUGCAAACGUCCAGUGAUGCAGAGGUAAUGGACGUUGGCUCUGGUGGUGAUGGACAGGCCGAAUCCCCUGCUGAGGACCCGCUCAACUUCUACGGAGCUUCUCUUCUCUCCAAAGGAUCCUACUCUAAGGCCCGCCUCCUCAUAGACCCGAACUGUAGUGGCCACAGCCCGCGCACCGCCCGGCACGCACCUGCGGUCCGGAAGUUCUCCCCUGACCUUAAGUUGCUUAAGGAUGUAAAGAUUAGCGUGAGCUUUACCGAGAGCUGCAGGAGUAAGGACAGGAAGGUGCUGUACACAGGAGUGGAGCGCGACGCUCGCGCAGAUUGCGGUCUGGCCCUUAGCCCUGUCAGUGGAGACGUGCAUGCUUGUCCUUUUGGCGGGAGUGUUGGGAACGGGGUAGGCGUAGGGGGUGAGAGUGCUGAUAAGAAGGAUGAGGAGAAUGAGCUGGAUCAGGAAAAGAGAGUGGAGUACGCAGUGCUCGAUGAGUUAGAAGAUUUUACUGACAAUUUGGAGCUAGAUGAAGAAGGAGCAGGCGGGUUCACGGCUAAAGCAAUCGUGCAGAGAGACAGAGUGGAUGAAGAGGCCUUGAACUUCUCCUAUGAGGAUGAUUUUGACAACGAUGUCGAUGCUUUGCUGGAAGAGGGCCUUUGUGCUCCCAAAAAGAGGCGAAUGGAAGAGAAAUAUGGAGGAGACAGUGACCAUCCGUCUGAUGGAGAGACAAGUGUGCAGCCAAUGAUGACCAAGAUUAAAACAGUGCUAAAAAGUCGUGGCCGUCCUCCUACGGAACCGUUGCCUGAUGGAUGGAUCAUGACAUUCCAUAACUCUGGAGUCCCCGUGUACCUACACAGAGAGUCUCGGGUGGUCACCUGGUCCAGGCCGUACUUCCUGGGAACGGGAAGCAUACGGAAACAUGAUCCUCCUCUGAGUAGCAUUCCCUGUCUGCAUUAUAAGAAAAUGAAGGAUAAUGAGGAAAGAGAGCAAAGCAGUGAGCUUGCCCCCAGUGGGGAAGUGUCCCCUGUCAAGCCGCUGAGCCGAUCUGCAGAGCUGGAGUUCCCCCUGGAAGAGCCUGACUCCAUGGGAGCUGACUCAGGGCCCCCUGAUGAGAAGGACCCGCUGGGGGCUGAGGCUGCCCCUGGGGCCCUGGGGCAGGUGAAGGCAAAGGUCGAGGUGUGCAAGGAUGAAUCAGUUGAUCUUGAGGAAUUUCGGAGCUACUUGGAAAAGCGUUUUGACUUUGAGCAAGUCACUGUGAAGAAAUUCAGGACUUGGGCUGAGCGGCGGCAGUUUAACCGAGAAAUGAAACGGAAACAGGCAGAGUCUGAGAGGCCCAUCUUGCCAGCCAAUCAAAAACUCAUCACUCUGUCUGUGCAGGAUGCACCCACAAAGAAAGAGUUUGUCAUUAACCCCAACGGGAAGUCCGAGGUCUGCAUCCUGCACGAGUACAUGCAGCGAGUUCUCAAGGUCCGCCCUGUUUAUAAUUUCUUUGAAUGUGAGAACCCAAGUGAGCCUUUUGGUGCCUCGGUGACCAUUGAUGGUGUGACCUAUGGAUCCGGAACUGCAAGCAGCAAAAAACUUGCGAAGAAUAAAGCUGCCCGAGCUACGCUGGAGAUCCUUAUCCCUGACUUUGUCAAACAAACCUCUGAGGAAAAGCCCAAAGACAGUGAAGAGCUUGAGUAUUUUAACCACAUCAGUAUCGAGGACUCACGGGUCUACGAGCUGACCAGCAAGGCCGGACUGUUGUCUCCCUAUCAGAUCCUUCACGAGUGCCUUAAAAGAAACCAUGGAAUGGGUGAUACAUCCAUCAAGUUUGAAGUGGUUCCUGGUAAAAACCAGAAGAGUGAAUAUGUCAUGGCGUGCGGCAAACACACAGUGCGCGGCUGGUGUAAGAAUAAGAGAGUUGGAAAACAGUUAGCCUCUCAGAAAAUCCUUCAGCUGCUGCAUCCACAUGUCAAGAAUUGGGGGUCUUUAUUGCGCAUGUAUGGUCGCGAAAGCAGCAAGAUGGUCAAGCAGGAGACCUCGGACAAAAGUGUGAUUGAGCUGCAGCAAUAUGCCAAGAAGAACAAGCCAAACCUGCACAUCCUGAGCAAACUACAGGAGGAGAUGAAGAGGCUGGCUGAGGAGAGGGAGGAGACACGAAAGAAACCCAAGAUGUCUAUUGUGGCGUCUGCCCAGCCUGGUGGCGAGCCCCUGUGCACUGUGGACGUAUGAGGGAGGCAGCAGGGUCAGGCGCGGGGACUGCCAGCUCUGCUGCCAGGGAGACCUCACGCCACUCACUCUGCAGCCUCGGGCCUCCGAUCUGA